CACAACGUCAAUUAACACACAAAUCCACCCGUACGUGAAGGGAGGGGUUGAUGCUCGGGAACAGGCUCGUGUUUCUAGAUUAAUGGUUUUACAAAUCGGUCUCCGUGUAGAGCAUAAUCGUUGAGGAUCAUGUUUAACACACAACAGUCGACAUUAAUGCAUUAAAUGCUGUCUAACCUGUCAAGAACCGUGCUUGCAUUCGAGAAGACAUAGCCUUUCCCUUUAACGCCUCCCAUUGAAUAUUGUCUAGGUCCGUUGUCGCCAUCUUCUGCCAGUUCUGUUACCGAGCUCACCGGAGCAUCGCAUCAGACCGCCGGUGGGCGAGUCCGGGUGUGUCUGUCUGCCUGCAAAGAGAAAGAGCCUUCACGAAAACACGCAAAAUAACACCGAGAGGAGAGGGAAAUAAAAUGCCAGGAAACCGAAAGCUGUCGCAUCUUCAUCUCUAGACACUUGUUGUGUUUUUUUUUUUUUUUUUUUGCUUUUGAAGGAGGAGGGCUGAAGCAUGAAGAAACACCACAGCCCCGCGAAGGCACCACUGGAAGUCACCGUUACAGACACCGAGGCGACUGUACAACAACUCAACAAGCUGCUGUCGGACGGCAGCGGUUUCUACAGCCUCCCUGCACAACAUUUCAACGAGGUCUUUCCCAGGAUUUACAUCGGCAAUGCGUUUGUGGCCCAGAAUGUGAUGCGUCUGCAGCGACUGGGUGUGACACACAUACUGAAUGUCGCAGAGGGAAACUCUUUCAUGCACGUGAAUACCAACGCAGAGUUCUACGCAGGAACUGGGAUCACGUACCAUGGCAUACAGGCCAAUGACACUGAGCAGUUCAACAUCAGUGCCUUCUUUGAGGAAGCAGCAGACUUCAUAGACAAGGCACUGGCACAUGGGAAAGGAAAGGUGUACGUUCACUGCCGUGAGGGCUACAGCCGCUCGCCCACUAUUGUCAUCGCUUACCUCAUGCUCCGUCACAAGAUGGAUGUACGAGUUGCCACUGCUACAGUAAGACACAAGCGAGAGAUCGGCCCAAAUGGUGGAUUCCUGUGCCAGCUAUGCCAACUCAAUGAAAAGCUGGCAAAGGAGGGCAAGUUGAAGACCAAAUGAUCUAGAGAAUGUGCUCUACCCCCACACAUACUCACAAAUGCAUUAUGCACAUCAUCAAACUAGCGUGCACAGUAUUUCCCUUCCACGUAUAUAAACAGAAUGUAUGCAUACAGUACAUCCCGAGCAUAUGCAUGGAGGUAUACAAAGUGUAUUCCGACACACACUUAAUCACAUACACACUCACACGAGGUGUUGUCAGUGUCCUGAAUAAUUACUCCUGCUUCCAGCUGGCUGGUAAAGGGAAAUUUACUGGCAUAUCUGAAUAAUUAAGGCUGUAGAAGGAGCAAGGGCAGCGUUUUCUAUGUCAUCAAAAGUAUUUUGCUUUUGCAUCAUUUCCCAUGACAAUUGGAGUUUGUUUUUUCCAUCAGGUGCACCUAAAGCAUUCCAGUAGCCAACUGUUUGUACAGUAUAUCUCACAAAUUCCACUUUUGGAGCAUAUUGGCCCAAUCGUCAUGUGUAAGGAUUGUAAAAUAGAGCACAAUCGUACUAUGCUCCUGUUUGCCAGAAAUACUACAAUUGUUUCUUUCUAUUUGUACCUGGAGGAUAGUUAUAUUUAGGUAUAAAAAUACAAAGCUAUACCUUUUAACCAAUUCACAGACAGCCAGACUUUUCGAUGGCUUUCCAGCAUUUUAAAUCAGGACUAAACAUGAGGACAAAACUGUUGUGUACCAGCACGCAACCCAUUCACUCACGUGACACUAGAUAAAUUAACAUUCCGCUAUGUACCGAACGGUAGCAAACAAUCAACACAAUAUAUCCACAACUAGGCAACCGCAUGUUGUAGCUCGGAUUCACUAGAUGCUACAAACAGGUUCAACCCGGUUCUAUGCAGCAGUGAUAAUGCAUCAGCCCCAUUAGAUGUCUAUACUCUGGAACCACUGUCUCUCACUGCCAAAUGUCAUACCACAGUUUGUCCACCACAAGAUCACAGUCAGCCUUGACCAGAAAGACUCAUCUGAUAGAUGCCAUGCUAACUGCCUAAUGAUGUGCCCUUACACAAGGUUUGUUACCCUGAGGCCCCUUCAUAAAACUGCUGGUUCUGAGACCGCAGGAUGGAGUGCAAAAAUGUGUAAGUAGAGCAUAGAUCGGAUAGUGAAUUAGAUGAGGUUUACUUCGGGUUCAGCUUUGUCCUUAAAACAGCAUCACUUUAGCACUGGAAUUAACUCAUUUUGCUGCACUGCUGGCUUGUUUCAGGUUUUAAAGGGGUCAUAUUGUACAUAUUUUUAUCAUUUAAUUAUUUCCCCUGAGGUCCACUUGUAACGUUGAUCCAAUUAAACAGGUCAUUUUUUUGCUGCUGUGCCUUUAAGACUUCUUGUCUUUGCAUGUGGAAUUAGUUCGAUUGAUGAGUUACUCAGCUUGUGCUGUUCAUCAUUUAAUAGCAGCACUUUUGUGGCAGGUACAUAAAAUGUUCAGAUCAAACUGAAACACAGACAGCAGCUUUUGUCCCACAUUUUACACUUAUUGUUAGUUAUUCUAGUGUUUAGGUAUGACAUAAUCUAUACUACGUUCUCUUUUAAACUUCUUUUGGGACCAGUUUGGCCACAUUGAAAUGUAAGGGUAUACUUACCCAACACUGUUUUCAAAUAAAUAUUUUAAUUAUUUUUAAUGUGUUUUGGCCAUUAUGAGAAAAUGGUAGUAUUAGAGUGCAAUUUAAAAACAACAGAAACAUGUUCAGUCUAUAGACAUGCUCCCAACACAACCAAAACAACACUCAUGGCCUACAGGACUGUUCAAGAUACUACUGACAUCGCCAAAUACUGGUAUCCAUGCUAAUAGGGAUCAUUUCGAAAUCAUUGCUAUCUGUAUAUGAAAGCUUUUUUCCCUUUAUAGUAUAUUGUUGUUAUGUAAACAUGCCAUAAAUGUGGGUGCUCAAAGUGUUUUUAGCACUAAUACAAUUCAGAAAGAGACAUUUAGUAGCUUAACUUCCGUAAAUAGACUUUUUGGACCGUAGACGAAAUGUAGAUUUCUUAAAGUUAACCCCCAAAAUCAGAUCUCUCAGAAUAUGACCCUUUUAAAGGAAAACCAGCAGCAUUUCUUUCGGAAUAAGUGCAUGCGACAGUUUUUCAGAACACGUAGCUUUUUGAAUAAUCUAAUUUCUCUCGUCAGAUUUGAUUGAUCUAAUCUUACUAGCCCCUGGGCCUCUGGAUAUUUAUUACUGAGGGAAUAUAUAUAGUACGUAGGCUAGUUUAUAACACAAAGCACUACUUAUGCCUCUUUUUUAUAAUUCUAUAUUCCAGAUAUAUAUACUUGUAUGUACAUAUUUAAAUGUUGACAUAUAUGAAUGUAUAUGAACUGUCCAUAAUAUUUGUGUAUGACCAGUAUCUAUUAACAAUCGAAAUAGCUAUCACGUUGUAUUCACUCAUUUUGAAAUGCCAAGAAUGGCACAUUUACCCAAAGACCACUUUUGUUUCACACACACUCACCUGUAUUUCUUUUCACUGUGAAGUAGAGAGGCGUAUCUUCCUAGUUUCUUCAUGGUUUCAGAGGUUCAAAGUCUGUUUUCACAGCUAACACUGUUUGCAGACUACCUCACAAUACCGUAGCUAAUUAUCAAAUUCAUAAUCAUUUCAUCUUUAGGUUUUUCAAACGUGCGUAAGGAUAUUUAAAAUUGACAAAACCUAUAUGUAUGAAAAUGUUCAAACUAUAAACAUUCCUUUAUUAUAAUCUGGAGACCUAGGCUUUAUACAACCUAACCAACUGUAGCUAUGGAAACCUGUGUGCCGUCACAAAAACGAAAACCAAUGAGGAUGGUCUGUGCCACUGGCAACAAGUAUGGACUGGAAUCUGCCUGUGCUUUUCAGAGUUUUUAAUCGCAACUUUUAACCUCAAAAGCAACAACGCAUUUUGAAUAAGCAUAUUUGGAAACUGCGACGUGUUUUGCUGGAUUUAAUAUGCUUCAGAUGAAGACAAACACACCCUUUUCUGAAAGAAGGAGAAACACUGCCAUCUGCUGUUGAUAACCCGUGUGGUUUGCACAAACUGUCCUGCUAUGUAUUGCCUUUUAUUCAUACAGUAUGUAUCCGAUUGUAUGUAACACGGUGUAUAGAAACUGUAAACAGUGUAAUUAUAUACAGGGACGAUUAUAUGAAAAUGGUUGUACCACUUUAUGGCUUAAUGAUGUCAAUAGUAUUUAACAAUGAAUCACAAUGCUGCUUGGU
Messenger RNA from Danio rerio (zebrafish), 4263 nucleotides. Lineage: Eukaryota; Metazoa; Chordata; Actinopteri; Cypriniformes; Danionidae. The record is from RefSeq and is a predicted model, not a curated record.